Arachis duranensis is the source of this 675-nucleotide messenger RNA. RefSeq lists its product as uncharacterized. The coding region runs from base 1 to 675 and encodes 224 amino acids. The transcript has 4 exons. NCBI's taxonomy places the organism in Eukaryota, Viridiplantae, Streptophyta, Magnoliopsida, Fabales, Fabaceae. The record is from RefSeq and is a predicted model, not a curated record. Gene Ontology annotation, molecular function: protein dimerization activity.
AUGUCAUUUGUUAAGUCUGUUGAUGCUUCUGAUAUGAUAAAAACUGCCGAUACCUUGUUUAAAUUGUUUGCUGAGGUUAUUGAGUGGGUUGGGUCUAGUAACAUUGUGCAUGUGGUUACUGAUAAUGUUGUAAAUUAUGUAUCUGCUGGAAAACUCAUUCAUGAAAAGUAUCCAAACAUUUUUUGGUCUCCUUGUGCUGCUCAUUGCAUCAAUCUUAUCUUGAAAGACAUAGCAAGUCUUCCUCAUAUAGCUGACCUUGCCUCUCGUGCUUCAAAAUUAUUGAGGCUUGUUGAUGUUGAUGAGAAACCUUCUCUAGGUAUCGUGUAUGCGGGCAUGCAAAGAGCCAAAAUUAAUAUCAAGACAAUGUUUAGAAAUAGGAAAUCUGCAUACACACCUUAUACAAGCAAAUAUCUUGAGGUCUUUGUUGAUUUAUUUGAUAUUGAAACUCUUUGCGAUGACUCGGUUGCCGCAAUGCAAGAGAUUCAGUUGUAUAGAGAUCGAAAAGAAAGUUUUGGAAGGGAAAGUGCAUUGAAAGCAAUUAAGAGACUUGAACCUGGUGAAUGGUGGAGGCUACAUGGUGGGAGUGCUCCUAACUUGCAAAAAAUGGCAAUUCGUCUUCUUCAUCAAACAUCUUCAUCAUCCGGCUGCGAGAGGAACUGGAGCCUCUUUGAAUAA